CGCGCCAUUAUCAGAUUCUCCCCCAAAUUACUUUCAUUUUCCAAUUGAUUCGUAGCUCUCUUUAGUUCAAUUUGUGCCUUCCUUACUGAUCUUCCAUCAGCUACAGUUGUUUCUCCAGGUUUGUUUCAGUGAAUGAUUUUAGAAAAAUUCUGUAUUUUUCCGCUGGUUUGUUCUUCGGAUUGUGUAAUUCUUCUCUCAUUUGUCGAUUUAGGGUACUGGGUUUUGUUCUCCCUUCUGUUAUCUGGUGGUGGGUGGACGAAUUUGGGGUGUGGGCUUUUCUAGAACGGCACCAAAUCUUCACCUCCAACUUUUCGUGAUGGCGGACUUGCCUAGCAGAGCAUUGGUGUUGUACGGUGAUGGAUUGGCUAAUUUUGUUGAUUCAUCUCACGUCCAUCUCCACUCGCUUGCAUCUAAAGCUUCUUGUGGCUUCCUGAGUCUCCCUAAUGCCCCUCCAUCAGAAACUGAGGAUGAGAGGAUAGUUAGGGAAUUCGCUUUGCUUAUGGACUCCUGGGAUGCCGCUUACAAGGGCACGAAUAACGCCUCAACUCCAUCCAUUUCAGAUAGGUUCAUGGAAAUGAAGGCUGCCAUAGUUACCAAGAACCCUUCUUUGAAAUCUUUUGGUGUUAAACUUGGCUUCACUGUACUGCCAUCGGAUGAUGUUUCGUCGGAUUCUAUGGGUUUAGAGUUGAUGAAGCUGCUGGGGUUUCAACAAGGAAAUGUGGUAGACACUAAUCAAUUUGAUCUAGUGUUUGUGCACAUGGGUGCCGGGGAAAGAGAGGGUGGUGAUAAAGACGAUUUUGGUGCCAAGGCUGUUGCUUUCAUUGAUUCUCUAGUUGCUGCAAUAAUGAAUGCAGCACAACCUGGUUCAGCAAUUGGCUCGCGUCUACACUUGUCACUUGUGAUGAGCUAUGGAUCCGUUUCGGAGAUCAACAGUGCUGAAACUUCGGUUUUGAUUUCGAAUAAUGAGCUGAAUCCCAAGCUUUUGGCGCUUUUUCCUCGACAGAGUUACACCAUGAGAGGGGAACAACCCCGACCUGAUGUCAGGCACAACGGCCCAAUGUUAGUUGCUCAAUUGCAAUAUGCUGUGACCCGAAUGGACAAAGCGCAAGUGUUUGCUUUUAAAGAUUUCAAAGAGCAUGGUGGAAACCUCGUAAUACCAGCUGAUCGGUUUCUCCAUGAAGUUGCAUUUAAGCUGUGGAAGGCUCCAAAAUAUGGAGCUUGAUCUGGGCUUCCCCUCCCAAUUCCAGUUGUUAGUCAUAUAUAUGACAUCCCCAGUGCCCUUAAGGCCUUAACAUAAGGAUCUUAGUUUAGAUAUGCUGUACUUUAUUUGGUCAUUUGCUGAUGCAUCCUGUUCUUGUAACCAAUAACUGCUCACAGAGUUCAAAAUAAGAAAUAUAUGGUGCAAAAUUAUGUGACUUCAACUAACGAAUUUGGUCACCCUCUUCUUCUUCUUCUUCUUCUUCUCCAGUCUUUGCAUAUUUGUUUGAUGAUGAAUGAGUACCAUGUACCAUGGAAAUGGAUCUUCUCAAAGCAUUGUGUGAUUUUGCUUCGAUACUCUAAUUUGAAUGGUAUAUUUUGUUCAAAUUUCAUUGCAACCCCAUUAAAUACAAAUAAAAUCGUCUAAUCGAGACCAGAUUAGUUCAAACGUGCUUUUGAUUUGGUUUUCAUCUCCUUUAUUUUGCAUUUGGUCCUUAUAUCAAUUCAAUUCAAAUUUAUACCAAAUUGGAUCAUGUUCAUCUCUAGCGUCCUAUCUAACAUAACAUUGCACAUCACUCCUCUUGAAAGCAUAUGCGUAACCAAUUUGGGUUAAGGCUAUGGCAAAAAAAAAAAAAAAACCAAUUUGGGUUAAGGAUAGAAUUUCCUUAACUCUAUAUGUACAAGUCGUUUGAUUAAGGAAUCGUACAUUUUACUGGUUCGGUGACAUAAUAACCGGCAACUCCAUAUAUUUAAGAAAAUAUCACCAUAUUGUAUAACUAUGUGUUCUAGAAAUGCCAAGAUGAGAUUAUGACCAAUUUAGAGAUUUCUAAAUUUACAUUGCAUGAGGCAAACUAUAGGGACAGGUUCAAUGCCUCUUCAAGUCCUUAGCAACCACUUUCUUCACGAGGCCCUUAAUCGAGUACUACGAUCCCACCAAACCACCAAAUCAUUUAACAUUGCACGAGUGCCAUACUCAAAACAACUUAAAGCCAAACCAAAUUCCCCAUUUUUUCUUGCCUCCUCACUCCUUUUUGUUGAAACCAUAAGAAAGAGGAGCCGACAAUGGUAGGAAGAAACGAAACAAGGAAGAGAAAAGCACAAUCAUGACAACAGACGUACACAAUAUUUUAUGAUCCAUGAAGCUACAUGCGGUUAUACAAUAGGUUGACAAUUUUUCUUUUUGGUCGGACUUGCAUUGAAGUCAUCCCCAUCAAACACAAGCAUAUAGCCAAUAACUUUGCGUUUGUUUUAAGUGGGGUUUUCUUCUAUGGAGGGUUAGGGUCAUUUGACUCAAAGUUGCAAAGAAUUUUCAGUUGUUGUGUUGAGAAUUGAGAUUGGUUUUCGUGGUGGAGUUAGAAAUUUGAAUGAGGAGAUCAACUUAAAUCAUGAUAAUUGGGAAAGGGAGAUUAAGGCCUUAUAAAUUAUUAUAUUUUUAAUUUGUUAUGAAUUACAUAUGUAAUUUUAUCAAUAUUCAAAUUUGAUAGAGGACUAUAACCCCUCCUGACUUCAAACUAACUCAUAUUUGGUUCGUAAACUACAUAGUAUAAUGCAAUGAAUAGGACUCAAAGGUCUAGUUUGUUGAGUUGAAGACGAGAUCAUGUCUCCACUUUAUGCCUUAUAAUUUAUUUAACUUUUAUCUGUUAACAUUUUCUCUAGAUUAUCUUUCUUUUAUGUCUUAUAUUGUGCAAUAACCUUUGACAUGAGAGUCCAGAACAUGUGUCGUACUCACUUCUCCACGGAUUUUGUUUGCAAAAAAAAAAACAAAAGAUCGUCUGAAUAUAUAGGUUGAAUCGAAAUUCAAAAUAUAUUGUGAUUGGAUAUCUUAAGUGAUAUGACCAAUACUCAUUUCUUCUUUCUUUUUAUUGAUGUCGAUUUUUGUUUAUAGUAAAAUUAUUUUAUCGUUGCCACGGGAAUCAAUAAGGCUAGAAAUCGUAC
This is a messenger RNA of Linum trigynum, 3132 nucleotides long. NCBI's taxonomy places the organism in Eukaryota, Viridiplantae, Streptophyta, Magnoliopsida, Malpighiales, Linaceae. The record is from the annotation of a GenBank genome assembly.